Molecule: messenger RNA, 1866 nt
Organism: Zasmidium cellare ATCC 36951
Lineage: Eukaryota; Fungi; Ascomycota; Dothideomycetes; Mycosphaerellales; Mycosphaerellaceae
Exons: 2
Coding region: 1-1866 (621 amino acids)
Biological process (GO): regulation of DNA-templated transcription; DNA-templated transcription
Molecular function (GO): DNA binding; DNA-binding transcription factor activity, RNA polymerase II-specific; zinc ion binding
Source: RefSeq, a predicted model, not a curated record
AUGAGCGGUAACACGGCCAUCUCGUCGAAGUGGACGCAGUACACAAUCACCCACCGGCACGAGAAGCGCGCCGAGCUGGUCUGCGAAACGUGCCACUCCAAGAAAAUCAAGUGUGACCUGCAGGGGCGACGAAGGAGCGGUAUCAACGACUGUUCGUUCUGCAGCCGCUCUGGACGAGACUGCCAGCCACGCGUGCCCAAGCGUCGACCACGCCGGCCGGCAGCAGCCAGUGGAAGCGCUCACAAGGCCAGCAACUCGACAGACGUCGCCGCAGACGUCUCUACCACGUCAGGAGCAUCAGAGAUCUUGCCCAUCACGCCUCGCAGCCAUGACGAGGCAGCAAAGCUUUCGGCAGGCUCCGAGACCGACUCGUUCGCGAUGAUGAGAGGCGACCAGAGAUAUGGCUCCGAGCAAGCCACGGCACGAAAUCGAUCCUGGUCGUCAGUAAGUCAUUCUAGGCCUGACCAAAAUGUACUGCAAUUGCCACCGAACGGGUAUCAGCUUGAGGCCACUCAGUCAAAUGAAGGUCGACAAGUGGUUCGGAGUGCGGACUCGAUAGAGGUACACAAAGGGGAUGUUGACACCGGUUUCGUACAAGUCUAUGGCAGAGAGCUCUUGGAAGAUGCCGAAAGUCAAGCGCUCAAGGCGUUCCCUAGAAGAUCCUCAGCCAAACCCGAUCUGCAGGUGUCUGAGGAGUUACUCAAUAUCUUUGCGGACACGUACUUCGACGACUGCUACGCUUGGUGUCCUGUGCUGGACCGCGAAUCCCUCCAUCAAGAUCUGGCGCGAUCUCCAAUGCUGCAGAAUGCCCUAGCUUUGCUAGGUAGCCAUGUAAGACCACCGAUACUGCCUCACGAAGGUCCGGCUGUCCAUUACGACCGAGCUAGGAGAAUGUUCUACGAGGACGAGGAGCCCGACAAUCUCACUUGCUUACGAGGCAUAUUGCUUUUCAACUGGUACGCCCCUCGAUCCACUGCCAUGGUUCACCGGCACUCUUCGUGGUGGUGGACGAGCAUUGUGAUCCGUCAGGCGCAGCAGAUGGCCAUACACCGUGCUGCUGAUUCGCCUCACUUCAACACAGCAAUCAAUAAGAUUGGGCGAAGAGUAUGGUGGACGGCAUUUGCACGUGAGCGUCUAACAGCACUGUGCCAAAGUAAGCCUCCGAUCAUUGAUCCAAAUGAUUGCAGCGUACCAGACCCUUCCCUCGACGACUUUCCCCUGGAAGCAAGAAACGAAACAAAGCCGAUCAUAUUCAUCCACUGGGUCCAAAUAUGUGCUAUAAUAGGCAGAGUCGCACAUAUGCUCUCUCAUCCAACAACCUCCAACCCUAGCAACGUGGCCGAUCAACUCAAAGGAUGGGUAGGGUCUCUGCCUAUCCAAGCCCGUAUCUCUUUGGCCACACGAUACGUGUCCAACUUUGACAAGGACGCCUACCAGCUACACAUUCCAUACCUGAUCGCCAUCAUCGUCUUGCAUCUCAGACGUAUUCGAGAGCCUGGUGCUUUACCACUUGCGUUGCCACCGGCCAUCUUCGCUGCAUCCUGCCUGGCUCGCAUCUUCAAGGGCUUUCUCGCGAAAGGAGAUACACGUUUCUUGAUGCCAAUAACCAGCUGGUAUUGUGGCGUCUCCUAUAUUACCUUGCUUGCAGCAAGCAAGGACCCGAGCUUGAAGGAAGCUGUACAAGCCGACAUGGAGAUCAUUGUCUUGAUGUGCGAUCAGCUGCGGAAGAUGUGGGCAUCCGCGAAUAUAAUCUAUCUCGGAUUCGAACGCCUUCGGGCUAUGGCAGAGAACGAUACGCCCGGAGGAAACGAUACCUGGUUCAAGCAGCCUCGACUGGAUCGAUUACUUUCCAUUUGCUGCCAAUGA